Arachis stenosperma is the source of this 612-nucleotide messenger RNA. RefSeq lists its product as uncharacterized. The record is from RefSeq and is a predicted model, not a curated record. The coding region runs from base 157 to 492 and encodes 111 amino acids. Lineage: Eukaryota; Viridiplantae; Streptophyta; Magnoliopsida; Fabales; Fabaceae. The transcript is spliced from 2 exons.
UCCUCUUCCAACAACACUGCACAAAGAUUCCUUCUUUUUUUUUCUUCUUUUUUUCUCUCUCCUUAAAAUCCCACCCUGCAUGUUGCCAAAACUCAAGACCCUGUUCAUAUAAAAUACAUAAUACACUCUCUAUCUCUCCAUUCAUAGUUCAAUUCCAUGGCUGAAGAUAAUUCAUCAAACUCCAACAACCUUAGAAUCACCAUUGAAAGAAACCCUUCACAGUCACGCCUCUCUGAACUCAACAUCAAGUGUUGGCCCAAAUGGGGUUGUUCUCCUGGGAAGUACCAGUUGAAAUUUGAUGCAGAAGAGACAUGCUAUUUGCUGAAAGGGAAAGUGAAGGCAUACCCAAAAGGUUCAUCAGAUUUUGUUGAGUUUGGUGCCGGUGACCUUGUUACCAUUCCAAAGGGACUUAGUUGCACUUGGGAUGUUUCUGUUGCAGUUGAUAAGUACUACAAGUUUGAAUCUGAAUCUUCUUCUUCUUCUUCUUCAUGAUCAUGAUAAUAUUCAACACCAUCAUCAUGAUCUUGUUAAUUAAUUAAUUAAUGUAUUAGUAGUAUAUAUUAUUACUAUUAUUCAAGUUAUUAAUAUUAACACUGAUUUAAUUUUAUGACA